AUGGUGAACUGGAGCUUAGUUGGUGCAAUGUUCCUACCCAACGUCGGAGGUUGGAUGAGUACACUGACCAUGAUAGGACAAGUUAAAAAGCAAGAAGGCAAUGCAUGGUACCAGGUCAUAAAAAAACCAUCAUGGACACCACCAAACUGGGUAUUUGGACCUGCGUGGACGGUUUUGUACACUUCAAUGGGAGCUGCAUCAUACAUGGUGUACAGAGAUUGCGGCGGGUUUACUGAAUCAGCAGUUCUACCAUUGUCACUUUACGGAGGGCAGCUCGUUAUGAACUGGAUGUGGACGCCUUUGUUCUUCGGAUACCAUAGAAUUGGCUUGGCGCUAGUCCACAUGUUGGUGUUGGACGGCGCGGCGGUCGCGUGCGCGCGCAGCUUCGGCGCCGUCAACACGACAGCGGGCUGCCUGAUGCUGCCGUACCUCGCGUGGCUCGCGUACGCAACCACACUCAACUACUCCAUUUGGAAACUCAAUAAAGACGACAAAAAGAAUUAG
Molecule: messenger RNA, 504 nt
Organism: Diatraea saccharalis (sugarcane borer)
Lineage: Eukaryota; Metazoa; Arthropoda; Insecta; Lepidoptera; Crambidae
Source: the annotation of a GenBank genome assembly